Asparagus officinalis (garden asparagus) is the source of this 1493-nucleotide messenger RNA. RefSeq names its product probable RNA-binding protein ARP1. The record is from RefSeq and is a predicted model, not a curated record. The transcript has 6 exons. Bases 398 to 1201 code for a protein of 267 amino acids. NCBI's taxonomy places the organism in Eukaryota, Viridiplantae, Streptophyta, Magnoliopsida, Asparagales, Asparagaceae. Gene Ontology annotation, molecular function: RNA binding.
AGAGAGAGUUUAGAGAGAGAGAGAGAGAGGGAGCGAGGGCCAGAGAGCAAGCUGUCAUUCUUAUAUCUCAACCCCCUCUUUGAUACAGCGAAGAAACCCCUUGCACUUGUCGGAUCAGACUCCCUUUUGCUAGCCUAGCCUCUCUAAUUUUAGAUUCCAAUCCUCCUCCUUCAUAAUCCUAAUCUCUCUCUCUCUCUCUCUCUCUCUCUCUCUCUCUCUCUCUUUGAUAUGGAAGCAGAUGAUCAAGCUACCAUAGAAGAAGACGCAGAGAUCAAAACCAAGCUAGGGUCAGUUAUAUAAGGUAUAUAUAUUUACAUACAAGCUAGUUCGUAGAGAGAGAAAGAGGAGGAGGCCGGGGGUGAGAGAGAGAGAGAGAGAGAGAGAGAGAGAGAGAGAGAUGGCUAGCUUGAGUCCACAACAACAUAGAUCAAGGUUCGGAGAUACAACCUUGACCAAGGUUUUUGUAGGGGGUUUGGCUUGGGAGACCCCCACAGAGGAGAUGAGGAGGUAUUUUGAGCAGUUUGGAGAGAUUCUUGAGGCUGUCAUCAUCACUGAUAAGAACACUGGGAGAUCAAAGGGCUAUGGCUUUGUGACUUUUCGGGACCCGGAAUCAGCGAGACGGUCCGUGUCGGAUCCGAACCCGAUAAUUGAUGGAAGGCGAGCCAAUUGUAACAUUGCUUCUAUGGGCCGCCCACGGCCUUCACCUCCAAGAGGCAGGAAUCAGGCAGGAAUUAGUCAGCAGGGGCCACCACAAGCUGUGGGUCCACAAUAUACCAGAGUGCCAACUCAGAUGGCCCAUCCUCAUCAAAUCUAUUAUCCCACUCCCUAUGGGUACGUGACAUACCCAAGUGAAUACGCAUACCAACAAGGGUUGUAUAAUUCUCAAGUGGCAUCACAAUUUUACCACCAAAUGUACGGAACAACUUCUUCAUCUUCACCCGGUACUCCUCACCCGUAUCCUUACCCUUAUAAUAUGGGCUACAGCCCGAGACCAGGCUUUCCUUUGCCCUAUCAAGCUCAUCGUCCACCACCGUACGUUCAAUAUCCUACGGCUCAGAUCGAAGGAUCAUUUACACCGUCACUGCCUUAUGGGUUCCAAUUGCAGGCUCCACCUAAUGUAAGGCAAGAUCCUAACACAACAGAUCCGCAAGCACUGCAGCAGUCCUCAACUGGAGCAAAUAAUGAGAGCCCAGAUGGAUAAAUUGAAAGCAAUGAAGAUAGCCGUAACCUAUGGGCGCUGAAGAUCAACGAGGCAUUGAAGGGGUUAUUGGCAUGUGAAAAGAUUCAUGUUGAAGAUAACUUCACAUGAAAAUUGAAGAAAUAUUCCAGAGCUCAUGGACAUCGAUCAACCUCUAAAACUGUUUUUUUCCUUCUUCCUUUCUUUUAUCGAAUUCUUUUAUUAUUAUCAUUUAAACGGAUCCAUUUAUGUAAUGCACAUUAUCUCCUAAGUCCUAUAUUUAAUUGACAACCAUUUUGAAUAAUGAUUUUCACAA